This is a messenger RNA of Rana temporaria (common frog), 1834 nucleotides long. Its product is annotated as keratin, type II cytoskeletal cochleal-like. Gene Ontology annotation, biological process: keratinization; intermediate filament organization. Gene Ontology annotation, cellular component: keratin filament. Lineage: Eukaryota; Metazoa; Chordata; Amphibia; Anura; Ranidae. The transcript has 9 exons. The coding region runs from base 88 to 1536 and encodes 482 amino acids. Gene Ontology annotation, molecular function: structural constituent of skin epidermis. The record is from RefSeq and is a predicted model, not a curated record.
GGAGAUUUUCAGCACUGCAUUCAAAGGGACCAACUUGAAGCUUCUUCUGUACUCUUAGGAUCUCACAUCCCAAUCAGCUCUUCAAAGAUGUCUCACCACUCCGGACAUGGCAGCCACGGACACAGAAACUUCACCUCUUCCUCAGCCUGCUUACCAGCUAUGAGCAAGCACAGCAUUGGCUCUCUCAGCAAGAAAGUCUCCGUUGGCCACAAGGUAGUUCCUUCAUAUAGCAGCAAAAGUGUCUACAGUGUUGUGUCCGGUGGGCAUAAGUUGUCAUCUGGACUGAAGGCUGGGCAUGGAUAUAGUUUUGCUGGAAUUGGACAUGGACUAAGCUCUGCUAGCUAUGGAUUUAGUGGAUCAUUUUGCUCUGCUGGUAUCACACCAGUUACCGUUAACCAAAGUCUCCUGGCCCCUCUCAAUUUGGAAAUUGAUCCCAACAUCCAGAAAGUCAGAAUUGACGAAAAAGACCAAAUUAAAGGACUGAACAACAAGUUUGCUUCUUUCAUAGAUAAGGUACGAUUCUUAGAGCAACAGAAUAAGAUGCUGGAGACCAAGUGGGCACUUUUGCAAGAGAAGAAACCUGCCAAGAGCCACAUUGAACCCCUGUUUGAAGCUUACAUCAAUAACCUUAGGAAACAGCUGGAGCAUCUAGGAAGCGAGAGAGCUAGCCUGGAGUCAGAAAGAAGAAACAUGGAAGAUGCAGUUGAGGAAUUCAAGAGGAAGUAUGAAGAAGAAAUCAACAGGCGCACAGCUGCAGAAAAUGAGUUUGUUGGGCUUAAGAGGGAUGUUGAUGCCGCUUUCAUCAACAAGGCAGAACUGCAAUCUAAGGUGGACUCUCUCACUGAUGAGAUCAACUUCCUGCGUACACUCUUUGAUGCGGAAAUUGCUCAGCUCCAGGCUCAGAUCUCAGAUAUUUCAGUGAUUGUGUCCAUGGACAACAGUAGAGAUCUUGACAUGGAUAGCAUCAUUGCUGAGGUCAAAGCUCAGUAUGAGGAGAUCGCCAACAGAAGCAGAUCUGAGGCUGAAGCAAUGUACCAGUCAAGGUAUGAAGAGUUACGUAUGACAGCAGGAAAACAUGGAGACGAUCUACGUAACACCAAGCAUGAAAUCACUGAACUCACUCGUCUGAUCCAGAGACUAAAGGGUGAAAUCGAGAGUAUCAAAUCACAGCGUGCCAAGCUGGAAUCUGCCAUAGCAGAAGCUGAGGGGCGCGGUGAGGCUGCAGUGAAAGACGCGAAGCAUAAGCUGGCUGAGCUAGAAGCUGCUUUACAGAAGGCCAAGCAGGACAUGGCUCGCCAACUGAGAGAAUAUCAGGAACUGAUGAAUGUCAAACUGGCUCUGGAUAUUGAGAUCGCCACCUACAGGAAACUUCUGGAAGGAGAAGAGGGCAGGAUGGUUGGAGAAGGACAUGGAUCUGUUAGCAUCUCUGUGGUCAGCAGCAGUUCAGGACACAGUGCUAGCAGCCAGCACCACCACAUCGGCGGAGGAUUCAGCUCCGGCAGCCUUUCCAAGGGAAAACACGGACAUCACUGUUAGAUGGAAGAGAGCAAAGCCAAAUCUACUAAUUAGAUAUCCAAGAUGUUCUGUUCCCAUUAAUUGCACUGUACUGAGUCCAGACACCCUGACCUGGGCUCUGAAACACACUCAGUUAUCAUUAAUCUCUUCUUCUGUCUAUAAUACUUCAGCAUUCUCUGCAUGUGUGUGGCUGUGUUUCUUGUGUGUGGGUUUUUUGUUUUAUCACAGCUGCAUCUUAUCAAAUAAAUUCUGUAAUUUUGCUAUGCAUACCAAUGUACUUUUCCGAAUUUCCUGUAAUAAAGUUGAUUUAAGCAAAAUA